UUUCCUGCCCCGCCUUGUAGUGACGAAACAAAGCGCGAGGAGAACUUUCACUUUCGUGUUCGAACCGCCGGAACGCGCCCACUCGGCAUUUCAGUUCGAUUUGGGCCGGUGCGCCUGCGAGGACGACAGCGCGAGGCUCAGUCGGCAUGUCGGGGCAGUCGGCCGCACGGUGCGGGGAGGUGAAAACCGGGAAUACUUUCAGGUCGGUUAUGUUGACGACGUUCCGAUUUCGCACUACGAAAGCAAAAGCCAAGCAGGACCGGAUGAACAAAAUCCCAGCCGGUUACGACGGAGAAGCCUUCAUCUCGUUGGAUCUGAAGGAAAUGAGAUGGAUCGCAGCUCAUCCACAAGCAUUCGUCACCAAGCUCAAGUGGGACAGCGAUGAACUUUGGAAUCUAAACCAGAAGCACUACUUCACCGAGAUUUGUCCUUCUUACUUGAAGAAGCAUGUGACCAAUGGGAGGGACUUCCUGAUGAGAACAGAGCUCCCCACGGUGUCCCUCCUCCAGAAGACGCCGUCCUCUCCGGUCUCCUGCCACGCGACGGGUUUCUAGCCCAGCGCGGCCGACCUGUUUUGGAGGAAGGACGGCGAGGAGCUCCACGAGGAGGCGGAGACGGGCGAGACCCUCCGCAACCCCGACGGAACCUUCCAGAUGACGGUCGACCUGAAAGCGGAGGUGGCCGACGGGGACGAGGGCCGCUACGACUGCGUGUUCCGGCUGUCCGGCGUGAAGGACGACAUCGUCACCAAGCUGGAGAGAAAAAACAUCCGCAGCAAGAGGCGCAUCCAAGAAAGAAGGAAGACGGUGCCGGUCACCCCGCUGGCGCUCCUCAUUCUGGUGUUGGCGGUCUUGGUCAUCGUCAUCAAGCGUUUUUAAAAAGCCAAAUACGCAGGUGUUAAAUGUUCGAUAAAAAGAAAUUCACUCUCGCACACGAGUGGCGAGAGAGUUAAAGAUUUAUCCCAAGUGCAGUUCUAAGUAAGAGUGAAGAUUGAAGAGGACGGCGAGACUCGUUUGAGCUGAUGAGCUCGCUUUCCUUUGAGGAGGGUUUCUUCUUUAUUUCCAUCAGUCAGAUGAAUAGCUAGAAAUUAAUUCAUAGUGCGAUGUCUGUGGCACAUUUGUGGCCAAUCGAGACAUGAAAGUUCAGGUUAGGGUUAGGGUUAGGGUUAACAAAACAAACUAACUAACUAAACACAAUCAUCCAUCUUGCUCUGCUCAACUUGGAACUUUCCGACCGACGUCGGUUGAAGGCGCCUGCGAGCACCGCGACACUUCCAAGACGUCUGCGCCGAGCUCACGUAGCUACAAAAGAGUCCCUCUGUAAAACAAACGCAACAGAUUUUAUUCACAUCUUUUUGAUUUUUGUAUGUGUUCCAUGUAAGUCCUUGUAAAAUAGUUACAGUGUGAGGACAAGGUGGGAAAAAUGAACGAGGAUUAUUAAUACCAGCUUUGAAUUUUAUUGUGAAGUUCUUUACAGGAUACGUGUAAUGUAGAAACUUGUUUAGUUUGAAAUAAAAAAUGUG
This is a messenger RNA of Syngnathoides biaculeatus (alligator pipefish), 1522 nucleotides long. Its product is annotated as class I histocompatibility antigen, Gogo-C*0101/C*0102 alpha chain-like. The transcript is spliced from 5 exons. Gene Ontology annotation, cellular component: external side of plasma membrane. NCBI's taxonomy places the organism in Eukaryota, Metazoa, Chordata, Actinopteri, Syngnathiformes, Syngnathidae. The record is from RefSeq and is a predicted model, not a curated record. Gene Ontology annotation, biological process: immune response.